CAUUUAGCAAAAUUUACAAGUAAUCCUAACAUUUAGACACAAUGGAGGCUGUGCAGGAGGCUGCGCAGGCACUCCGCAUUCUAGUAAACAAAGGUGUCGAGAUGACCGGACUCACCGAUACACAGCUAGUGCAGCUUGCUGUAGCUGCCGUUGUGGCGUUGGGACUUGUUUACCUCUUGAAGGACAUUUUGAGCACUCUGCUUAUCCCUACAAUCAAGGUGGAGCCGACAGACGCUGAGGCCAAGGACACUAUCGUCGCUGCCAAGUAUACCCCUGGUCAGCCUGUGGACAAGGAUGUGGUGCCAUGCUAUGAUCCCAGCACUAUGCAGCUGCUGGGCCACGUGCCGGCCAUGUCAGCUGCCGAGGUUCGGACGCGCAUCGCCAAGGCCAAGGAGGCCGCCAAGAUCUGGCGCAACUCGAGCUUCUCGCAGCGCCGCAAGCUGCUGCGCAUCCUGCUCAAGUUCAUCAUGGAUAACACGGAGACCAUCUGCAGGGUGUCUGCUCGCGACUCCGGCAAGCCCAUGCUGGAGGCCAUUGUCGGGGAGGUGGUGGUGACGUGUGAGAAGAUCCACUGGCUGUGCAAGGAGGGAGAGCGCUACCUGCGCCCGGAGAGGCGCUCGGCGGGCAUCAUGAGCUUCUACAAGUCGGCUCGUGUCGAGUACCACCCCGUUGGCGUGGUGGGCGCCAUCGUGCCCUUCAACUACCCCUUCCACAACGUGCUCAACCCCCUCACCGCGGCGCUGUUCGCGGGUAACGGCCUGGUCAUCAAGGUUUCGGAGCACGCCUCCUGGUCCACCGGCUACUACGGCCGCAUGAUCUCCGCGGCGCUGGCCGCUGCGGGCGCCCCGGCCGACCUGGUGCAGUUCGUGACGGGGUACGGCGAGGCGGGCAACGCGCUGGUGACGGGCGGGGUGGACAAGGUCAUCUUCGUGGGCUCCACGCAGGUUGGCAAGCUGGUGAUGCGCGCCGCGGCGGACAACCUGACGCCGGUGGUGUUGGAGCUGGGCGGCAAGGACGCGUUCAUCGUCACGGAGGAUGCGGACCUCAACCAGGUGAUCCAGGUCAGCCUGAAGGCCGCAUACCUGAACUGCGGCCAGAACUGCGCGGGUGGGGAGCGCUUCCUGGUGCAUGACAAGAUAUACGACAAGUUCCUGGAAACGGUGGCCCCGCUCGUUCGCGGCAUGCGGCAGGGCAACCCGCUGGGCGAGGCGGAGGUGGACUGCGGCGCGCUGUGCAUGCCGGGUCUGUCUGAGAAGGUCCACGGUCUGGUGGAGGACGCGGUGGCUCGGGGCGCCCGGCUGCUGGCGGGGGGGCGGCUGCGGCCGGCGGCGGAGGCGGGCGGGCAGUUCUACCCGCCCACGCUGCUGGCUGACGUACGGCCGGGCAUGAAGAUCUGGGAGGAGGAGGUGUUUGGGCCGGUCAUGAGUGUGGUCCGUUGGAGCUCGGACGACGAGGUGGUGGCGCUGGCUAACGACUGCCCCUUUGGGCUGGGCUCCUCCGUGUUCGCGGGCAGCCAGGCGCGCGCGCGGGCCAUUGCGUCACGGCUUGAGGCGGGCAUGUCCGCGAUCAACGACUUUGGCACCACCUAUAUGUGCCAGUCGCUGCCGUUUGGAGGCGUCAAGCACAGCGGCUUUGACCGCUUCGCCGGUGUGGAGGGCCUGCGCGGCCUCUGCGUGCCCAAGUCCGUGUGCGAGGACCGGCUGCCGCUGCUCAUGAAGUCGUCCAUCCCGCCGCCGUGGCAGGUGCCCGUCAAGUCCAACGCAUUCGCAUUCGGCACCUCCCUGGUCGCCAUGUUCUACGGCCCCGGCCUCAUCUACCAGGCGCGCGGGCUGGCGGCGCUGCUGCACUGCCUGGUCUUCCCGGGGGCGUACGGCAAGAAGGCCGGCAAGAACAAGGCGGCGUAGCUGGGAAGGGAGGGAUGUGCAGGGGGGUUAGGUGGCGAGGAGAAGGUUGGCAGCGGCUGGCUUGUCCUAGGGCUCUAGGCUGCGGCUGAGCGAGCUGGCUUGAUGGGAGAUGCAUUCGUGAGACAGAGCUUAUUGUGUGGAGGAGCGCUGGCAGCCUGUGUGCUGUUAUCCAUGUUUUGGACGUGUGUUUGAAGGCGCAGCGCAGCAAAGCAGGAGGUGAACGGGGAAUGAGAGGGGUACCGCCGUGCGCGUAGAGCGCAGUUUUAUGCGGGAUACGCUACCAUAAUAAUGGUUGGGGGCGGUUGCUUUCGUGCUGGUAUGUAUGCUGAUGGCGUGAUGGAAGCUUCUGCUCAAGUUCUAUGACGGAGAGGGGUACCAGAUUGCUCUGUCUGUGUCUGCGUAACGCGUUUGUAUGACGGGGGCCACAGUCGUCCUUGCCUAUAUUCUGUGUAUAUGUUGUUCGUGGGGGCCAACGCACGCACUGCCCACCUCUUCCUCCGUGUGUUCAGUACCUUUUGAAGUCGCUGCUUGCGCGCAAAUGGUAGCGCUUAUAGGCCUAGAAUGCUAUGUUCCGUCUUCCUUGCGUUGGUUUGCGGAGAGUUAAUGAGCCCAUGUGGCGUGCUUGCAAGGUCUGUCUACAUUGAAGAUAAGGUUUGAAGAAAGUAUUGGCAAAUGGGUGUUGCUAGUGGACCGCUUAACGUCAGAACCGCCUAAAGUAUUGAACUUAGAUAUCUCAUAUGUAACAGUGGAGGAACG
Molecule: messenger RNA, 2660 nt
Organism: Astrephomene gubernaculifera
Lineage: Eukaryota; Viridiplantae; Chlorophyta; Chlorophyceae; Chlamydomonadales; Astrephomenaceae
Source: the annotation of a GenBank genome assembly